Messenger RNA from Cephus cinctus (wheat stem sawfly), 3082 nucleotides. RefSeq lists its product as uncharacterized. The record is from RefSeq and is a predicted model, not a curated record. Bases 322 to 2592 code for a protein of 756 amino acids. Lineage: Eukaryota; Metazoa; Arthropoda; Insecta; Hymenoptera; Cephidae. The transcript is spliced from 10 exons.
GAGUCUCGGCGCGCUGCGCCCUGUACAGCCGGUUGCCUGUGCUGGGCGCGAGACUCGACCGAGUCUCUUGAUCACUUGAAAGUAGCUAUUGAAUGCAUUUGGAGCAAACCCAAAGUAAUGAGAAUUUGAUUGUGUAAGAAGGCAAAUUCAUGGUGUGAGAUUUCAUUGGAAAAAUUGUGGCGUAAGAUUUGAGUGCUGGAAAAUGGUAUAAGUGUAUGAAAAAAAAAAAAAAUGGGCACUACGGAGAAUUUAUAUAUUUCGAAUGACGUUAUUUGCUGUUCGUGGAAAGAAUUUGCCGAUUGAAUAGUCGAAAAAUCAAGAAUGGCCGAACAAUUUUCGCCCAAGUCAAAGGUUCAAUUUCAAUUGAAUUCUAGAUCCGAUCUUCAGAUUGAAUUAGCAGCGAUCACGAAAUCACGUGAAUCUGAUGAUAAGAAAUGUACCGAUGAGAUAAAACGGAAAACUCAAGAAUCGAAAGAUGCUGAUGACAAGGCACAUCAAAUCGAUUUCCUAGAUCGUAGGAAUAUCGACGAAUCUCACGUCGAUCGAUUAUCGCUGCUCCUAGAUCAGCAAUUCUCUUCCUCGCAGAGCGAUCCUUCCUCGGAUUCUGGAUUAUGGAAUCUACAGGGGGAGGAAAGGAGCGAUAGGAUACUGGAUCGUGCGGAUCAUUCCUGGAUCGUUCAAAAAUGUCAAGUGCCGGGAUCUAUACCGAAAAAUCAUUUGGAUGUCAGUGCGAAGCCAAAGGAUUUGAAAAAUGAAACAGAUAAAAAAUGUAUUACAAAUUAUAACACCGAGAUUGUCAAAGAUACGAAAAAGAUAAGCAACGAAUGCAAAGACAUAAGAGCACCCGGGGUUAAGGAAACGAUCGUGAUGGCGAAUAAUCAAGUAGUACAAUGUCCAGGAAAAAAGAUUUCAGAAAAGAGUCAUCAGCCUUCGAAAGGCACUACAGCGGAUUCAACUGUUACGAUGAAAACUUUAAUGGACGAAUUCAAUGAUUUGACGAAAAAGAUGAGCUCGUUAAAACGUACUUUGACGGAUCUCAGUAGCUGUUCUGUGAAUUUGAAACCCCGACACUCAAAAUCUUAUUCGACCGAUGACAUCUGUAUGAUAGUCGAUGCUUCUGACGUCAAAAAAGUUAUUAUUGAUUGUAUCGCCGAGUUGGCGGCUAUUAAAAAUUAUCUUGAUGGCACUGAAAAGAUUUCCAGUGAAUUUCGACAUGCCUUAUCAGAGACUGUAUUCAUUGAUUGUUGUAAGGAACGAUUACCUCAUAUUCAUGGGGAAUUAAAAAAGAAGCCUACUGUUCUUACGUUUGAUACUGGUCUGCCGCUUUUUAGUGUCUGCCGCGAAAAAGAUGUAAAUUCUGUGAGAAAAAAAUGCAACAGCUAUAAUUCUCAACAGAAUAGUAAUUCUCCGGAGAAUUUGGAUAAUUCUAAACACAAGAACAAUUAUCGCAAUGAGAUCGUAGCGAGGCGAUUGGAAUUGUCGAAGAAAAAUGUCGGUUCUGGAACAUUUUCGAUUAUUAAAAAAGAAACGGCUGUGUCUCCUGUUUCUAGUAUGAUGAAAGAAGCAAAGAAAAUUGAAGAAAUUCGGAAAACUUCUGCGAUCGAUGAGGUUGUAUUUUCAACCGUGAACACUGAAGUUGAUUCGAGAACGAAAACAAAAAGUCAUAAAUGGUAUUCCUGUUUUUUGGAUUGUACCAGAGAACCGGAGGAUAAUGACUUUCUUGAUUCGUCUCACAAUCAGGAUAAAUCGAAUGAACUGGUAGAGAAAAAAAACAAGCACGAUAAACAACAGAAGUCUAACGAAGAAUCAAUCCUACGAGAAUUGUCUGUGAAAAAGUCGAAAGACCAAAAAAUGUUGAAUGGCCCCCAAGAAAAGAGUCAAAUUGAAAUAUCUAUAGAUCAAAAAUUGGAUUCUUUAAAUGUCGUACAUCCAUCCCAUGGGAGGAAUAACGAAAAAACAUCCAGUCUGAGUAGGAAACAUGAGUCACCAUUAGCAAUUUUGGAAAAUAUGGAUUUUUUAUAUGACCAUUAUACUCGGGAUCAGGAUUCAAAGAGGCAGAAAGACACGAGGGUCUUUCAAGUGUAUAAUGCUCUGGUGAAUCAAAGUCCUAGUGACUUUAGACAAAUUUAUACUAGUUGGUUAUCACAGCCAGUAUUGAAUUCGACUAUACGCGCUGCGGUGGGACUGAAUGUACAACCUGAAUUUUCAAAAAUUCAAAACACCCUGGGAGCUUCUGUUAAAAACUUGAAAAAAUCGAAAUCUGUCGGUUUUCUGUAUUUCGAUAAAUCGUAUGGUACUUGUACAUUCGAUAAUGAGAAAAAAACAGAGGAGUCGAAUAUCAAAAAAGUCACUGGAGUCAUGGAAACAACGAAAAGACCUGUGCAGGAGAAUCUGCUGAAAGACAUUCAUGAAUUUUUGCAUUAUUAUUUGAAACAACAGCCUGUGUAUUCAGUCACGAAUUCAAAAUUUGUUCGAAAACAAUUCCAGCAUUAUUCUUCUGAAAAUCCAAGCAUUGUAGGGAUGCGAUCUACGACAUUUUCCUUAAAUUCAAAGAUAUUAAAAAAAAAAAAAAACUUUAGAAAAUUUAAUUAAAAACAAUCAACUGUCCACGUCGAUCAAUAACGGAUCUGCAAAUCCUGAAGGAUGGUUAAAAAUAAUAAAGUAUAUGCAAAAGUAUUCAAUCUGCUACGAAAACAAUAUCACUGACAAUUCCAUUAUAAAACCUACCUGCAAACUACCAGAAAUAUUUUGUGUUUUAAGGGGAGAAUUAAAACUAAUGAAAUAUCCAAUAUCAAGUCCCGAAACAAUUUUAACGUCAAAAGUAACUCAUAUUGCGAAUGAGGAGAAGCAUUUGCAGAAAGAGAUAUCCGAAGCCCAACAAGUAGCUAAUUCGAAAAUUCGUCUUUGUAAAAAUGCACAGAUAAAACUGCAAAAUAAAGAAAAUGACAUGAAUCAUACAGAGCAAUGCAAGAUGAACCGAGCAUAAGGGUCAAUGGAAACCGUAGUCACUCGUGCGAGACGACAGGAGCGUAGAAAGUACCCACAAUCAACAUAAUUUUCAUUACGAUGAAUGUCUAGAAGC